AUGCCGGCCGCUAGCAGAGCCGCACUAAACGAACCCCGAGCCUCGUGGGGCGCAUUCCUCACUCACAUCGGCCCCCCGCACCAAGUCACGACCACACCCGAAAACACGUCGCCUCUCAACGUUAAAAUAGCUCGCGACUCGUCCACACGGAGCGUGCGGAAUACAGUGCGGGAAAAUGGAAUUCAUUUUUUAAUGGCGGCCGCACAUGCGCAGAGAUGGUUUUCAACCACCGCGCCUGCAGUAGUGCGCGUCACCCGUUCACAUUCACAGGUGUAUUAA
Molecule: messenger RNA, 279 nt
Organism: Danaus chrysippus (African queen)
Lineage: Eukaryota; Metazoa; Arthropoda; Insecta; Lepidoptera; Nymphalidae
Source: the annotation of a GenBank genome assembly